Symbiodinium necroappetens is the source of this 534-nucleotide messenger RNA. The record is from the annotation of a GenBank genome assembly. NCBI's taxonomy places the organism in Eukaryota, Dinophyceae, Suessiales, Symbiodiniaceae.
GUACGGUCCAUUGAGAACGCUGAGAAGAACCCCAAGGAGAUCGACAACUGGGUGAAGCGCAUUGAUAGCCUGAACCGAUCGAAGCCGGCACCCACGGUGCAGUACUCCAGAAGGAUGCCCGACAUCGAGCAGCUCAUGCAAGUUUGGCCUGCGGAGUUUGAGGUUCCCCUUGUGGUGGACAACGGGAACGCUUCUAUCUGCGGCAAUGUGACAAUCGUGACAACGUUCCCGCCUGCGGACUGGAUCUGUAAAUUUGUUAAGUGCUGUUCCAGACGGUGCCAUGCUACCAGCCAUGGACAAACACCUCGGCAGCAAGCAUGUGGCGGAUUUGGUGACAUCUACUACCACCACUUCAUGUACGUCGGAGAGACCCUUGUCAGUCGCAAGAAUUCGGUGCUGUGCUCGAAGGGCGUCCCACAUGCGAGGGUAAAGGAGUCCAGCUUGUUCUUCGAGGUGGGCAGGCUGCGGCUGACUGUGCACGUUUCAUUUCUGCUGCGUCCACAGGCGGCAGAUACGAAAUCGUUGGGGGCAUAA